ACAGCUGAUUGCUUGUCAACCUAUUUGAAGAUUAGAAAUCCAAGUUUUCGUUAUUCCUUCUUCAGCUUUUGUUAACAUUGUCUAUUAUUUUGAUAAAUUUACUAAGCGAUUUGUAUAUGCAAAAGUAUGCGAAUGUAAUAUUGUUAAAGUAUUUCUAACAGAACAAGGAACAAAUUUUUUUAAAUCAUUAUACAUCCAACACUAUUGUGACAUUUUGAUCGAUCACUAGUCAUAAGAGAAGACAAAAAAUCCAAGUUCCUGAAAUUUUCUCAAAUUUUAAAGGAAUACAUAUUAAAGAAACUUGAAUUUUAUAUACAAUAUUAUAAAGAAGAUUUUUACGAGUAUGUCCACCCGUUGCGAUGAGGAGCUCCACGAAGCCCUCAGCCGACUUCUUCGCGAUUAUCCGAUUUUGUGGCGUCCCCACGGGGGGCCAAUUGUCGGUCAGUACAAGGAACUGGCCGAAAAAGUAAGCAAAGAGCUGCAGCGUCAAGUCACCGCGGAAAAAGUCAAAAACACUUUACGAAAAACCAGGUACCGUCUGCAACGGCUGGAUCGGCAAGGAACGUCUAACCGUACGAAAUCUUGCGCAUACCGAUGGUAUGCUCAAGAACUUGGAUAUGUGCGGGCCGCCGAGGUGUUAUCGACACUAAUUGAGACGGAGAAAUUCCGGGGGUUCGAAAAAGAGGACACCUUAAAGGCGCGAAAAGACUUCGCCGAAAAAAUGGGGGAAGAAAUGCAAGCCGUUAGAAACCAGGAGGAUAAUGACGGGCCGUCCACUUCUGCGGGAGCCUGA
Molecule: messenger RNA, 793 nt
Organism: Glossina fuscipes
Lineage: Eukaryota; Metazoa; Arthropoda; Insecta; Diptera; Glossinidae
Exons: 3
Coding region: 344-793 (149 amino acids)
Source: RefSeq, a predicted model, not a curated record